Tuber aestivum (summer truffle) is the source of this 290-nucleotide messenger RNA. The record is from the annotation of a GenBank genome assembly. Lineage: Eukaryota; Fungi; Ascomycota; Pezizomycetes; Pezizales; Tuberaceae.
AUGGCGCUUCUGAAGGAGGAGCCUUUGGUUGUCGGUCUUGUGGGGUACUAAUGCCAUAUAUCAAGGAUUCUGGCUCCAAGAGGUAGGGCAGAGUUGCAGCACUACAAUUGAUUGGAAAGGUUGCGGAAAAGGUUGUUAUGAGAGAUGGGUUUCUUAAGGAAGUUAUGGGCCGGGAGUUGGAGGCUCUGGUUCCAGUGGUCGAAGGUGGAAUGCAUCAUCUCAAGAACGAGGUAUCAAGAGCCGCUGUGAAGGCUAUGGCCAGCUUGAGCAAGUUGCUCAGAAAACAAUGA